This is a messenger RNA of Strongylus vulgaris, 462 nucleotides long. The record is from the annotation of a GenBank genome assembly. Lineage: Eukaryota; Metazoa; Nematoda; Chromadorea; Rhabditida; Strongylidae.
GCACAAAAACGCGCCUAUGAUCAAGCGGCACCGCCUCCGAUUCACUUCGACAUGAAACGUCGUGGAAUGGAAGUGAACUAUGCGGCGAUGUCAAUGCAGCAAUUACAACCGCAUUCACCGCAACUUGGGCCACCGCCUCAAGGUAUGGGACAUCAGCAGGGCCCACCGGGAAAUGCGCGUAUCUUAGCGAUCAAUCCAUCGAUGAAUUAUGAUUUUGCAGGCCUCCCAGCUAUGGGAGCCCCACGAAUGCUGCAAUGUGGACCACCACCCCCACCGCCACCACCACCAUUGAAUGAGCCAGCUUAUCUUCUUCCCACCUACGGUCAUACUUCUCCUACACCAGUCGACUUUUACAAUCCGAAGUCGUAUACAUUCGAGGAGAUUACUCCCAAUGGUGAUCCGUUCAUUCCACCAAGUUAUGCUCCCGAAAUGAAGAAUGCCGUUGUACUGCAACCACUCUAG